AUGGCCGUAUGGUGGAUCAAGCUGACAGAGCAUGGAGGAAAGAACAGACAGAGUGAAAGACUGUACCAUCAAAUCCUCAGAGGCUGCUGUUGUGAACUCAGAGGCAUUGGAGGAUGGCCCGUUCCAUUGUUGGAUGGGGGAGUUGCAGAGGAAGAGGAGGGUGAGGAUGGAGAGGACUCGGAGGAGGAGGGGGAUUGUGGAGACGAUGCAGAGAGUGAAGACGGUGAAGGGAGAUCAGUGCGGAAGUCACAAGCCAAACAGCCGAAGCUUGCAGCUGCAGCUCUUUGUGUCGGCAUUGGCAGUUUCUGCGAACCAGAUGACAUACCAGGACUCGCCCACUUCCUAGAACACAUGGUCUUCAUGGGAAGUGAGAAGUACCCGGAUGAGAAUUCCUUUGAUGCCUUUGUUAGGACACACGGGGGCUCCGACAAUGCUUCAACUGACUGUGAACGGACGACCUUCAUCUUUGAAGUUCACCAGAAGAGCUUCCAUGAGGGGCUGAUGCGUUUUGCCCAGUUCUUCACGGCACCUCUGUUGAAAGCCAGCAGCACGGACAGGGAGCUUGAGGCAGUCGACAGUGAAUUCCAGAUGAGUUUGCCAAGCGAUUACCACCGCAAGCUACAACUGAUCGGCGCCAUGUCCAGAGAGGGUCACCCAAUGGGGAAGUUCAUGUGGGGUAAUUCCACCACCCUAAAGACGCAGCCGUCUGCCAGAAAUAUUGAUGUCCAGCAGCGUUUAAUCGAGUUCAGGAAACGAGUCUACUCAGCCCAGUAUAUGACUCUAGCUGUCCAGUCAAGAGAGACUCUAGACAUUUUAGAAGAAUGGAUCAGAGAAACCUUUUCAGACAUUCCAAAUAAUGGACAGGAGAGACCAUCUUCUGAAAGUUGUGGAGAACCAUUUUCGUUGGAGACGUUCCACAAAUUGUAUAAAGUUGUGCCUGUUCAGAAGGCCCACAUGCUGGACAUCACAUGGUCAAUGCCCAAUCAGAGACAGCACUAUAGAUGUAAACCCCUGAACUACCUGUCUUGGUUGAUUGGACACGAGGGGCAUGGAAGCAUCCUGGCUCUUCUGAAAAAGAGGGCACUUGCGCUUAUCCUCUUCAGUGGAAACGCAGAGACAGGCUUUGAGCACAACGGCACCCACGCCAUGUUCUCAAUAUCCAUCACGCUGACUGACCAGGGUUUCACCCAAGUGGAAGAGGUGUUGGCUAUCGUUUUCCAGUACAUCAAGAUGCUGCAGGCUAUCGGACCUCAAGAAAGGAUAUUUCAGGAAAUCAAAACGAUUGAUGAUAACGACUUCCGAUUUAAGGAGGAGACUGAACCCAUCGAGUAUGUUGAGACAGUAGCAGAGAGCAUGCAGCUGUACCCACCCCAGGAGUACCUCACCGGACCUCUAUUGGAGACAGAGUAUAACCCAGAAGCCAUUACCUUCUGCACAGACUACCUCCAAGUGGACAAUGCAAACUUCAUGUUGCUCUCGAAGCACUUUGAAGGCCAGUGUGACAGGAAGGAGCCGUGGUACCAGACCGAUUACCGGAUAGAAGACGUCCCCAAGGAAUGGAAUGACCUCAUUCAGAAUUUGGACAUGAAUCCCGAGCUGCAUAUACCAGAACCGAAUAUAUUCAUCGCAACAAAUUUUGACCUCAAGACACCAGACGUGCCAGACAGCGAUUACCCAGAAUGCAUCUUGGAUGGUGAGCAGAGCAAGCUGUGGUACAAGCGAGACACCAAGUUCAACACUCCCCGAGGUUACAUCAUCUUCCAUUUGGUCACGCCCCUCGUCUAUGCCUCUCCAGAGAACCUGGUCCUCUUUGACUUCCUGGCCUCUAUCUUGGAGCACAACCUGUCGGAGAUUGGCUAUGAGGCCGACGCAGCUCAGCUAGAGUACCGCUUCAAGACUGAAGAGACAGGCCUGGUUAUGAAGAUGUACGGCUUCAACCACAAGCUGCCACUCUUGUUUGACACGAUAGUGGACUACAUAGCCAACUUCUCAGUAACACAGGACCUGUUUGAUGCAGUGAAGGAAUCCAUGAUCAAAUCUUACUACAAUCACGUCAUCAAGCCAGGAAAGCUCAACAACGACGUGAGGCUGUUGAUCCUUCAACAAGUCAAGUGGACGCCUGUGGAGAAGCGUGCGGUAGUCAACGCAGUGACUCGAGACCAGGUCUUGGAGUUUGCUCUGAGAUUCAAAGAGAUGUUGUUCAUUGAGGGCCUGGUACAAGGCAACCUCACCGCCGAGGAAGCCCUGGGCUUUGAGGAGUCCCUUCGCACCAAACUGGGCUGCACCCCCCUGCCCAAAGUGCAGCUGCCCAAGACCCGAGUCGUCCGGCUGCCCCGCGGAGUUCACGUGUGCAAGGUCAAAGGUUUCAACGAGGAGGAUGCCAAUUCGGUGGUGACCAACUACUACCAGUCUGGUCCCGGAACGAUCAGACAGCUUAGCAUCAUCGAUGUGCUAGUGACAAUGAUGGAAGAACCGUGCUUUGACGUUUUGAGGACCCAAGAGCAACUAGGCUACAGCGUGUAUCCAACAUGUCGCAACAGUUUUGGCAUCGUUGGGUUCUCAGUAACCGUGGCAACACAAGCUACUAAAUUCAGUGUCUCUCACGUUGAAGAGCGCAUCGACCUGUUCCUUGAGAGCUUCCUGGAUAAGAUGGCCACCCCUGAUGUCGAGAAUAACUUCAAGACUCAUGUGGAGUCCCUGAUCACCUUGAAGCAGUGCGCCGAUAACCACCUGGGGGAGGAGGUUGACCGUAACUGGUGGGAGGUCCUCAACCACACCUACCUCUUCGAUCGACUCAAACGAGAGAUUGAAGCACUACAUAGCAUCUCGCUACAGGAGGCACGGGAGUUUCUCACAGAGCACAUCAGGGGAGGGACUCACUUCCAGAAACUCAGUACUCAGGUCGUUGGGGUGGGGAAAGAAGAGGAGCACAAUCAGAGCGUCAUGGCAACGGAUACCGUGACGACAGUCGAUGGUGUCGACAAUGGGGCCGAAGAGACAAACACCAGAACAGGUCUGGUGUUCCUGCCCCUCGACGAGGCAGAUGGAAGGAGAGCUGUAGAUGCAAUAGAAGCCUUCAAAGCUGGCCUGGCCGUCUAUCCAAUCACAAAGAUAGAUCAUUGACAGAGACGGGUAUUUGACGGAGACGGGUAUGUAGACCACUUGGCUUCAUCUUAAUCUUAAUUUAAAUGCUGAAAGUUUUCUAAAAUAUGUUAGGACUUAAGAUUAGAGCAUUGUCUAAUGAAUUUUGUGGCAAAUGUGUAUGCUAUUGCUAACCUCUGCAUUUUGAAGAUGAAAGGUUAAAUAUUUUUUUAUGAAUUAUUGGUAUUAAACACAGGUGCUUGAUAAAGUUUGGCCAGUUUCCAAAUAGUUAUGACAUCAGUCACGCCAUAAAAUGACAUAGAUGGCAUUUUUCAAGUUUAACCCUUCAUAAAAUGAGGAAGUGUACACAAGACUGUUGGGGCAAGAUAUGUUAGUUCAUAGUGUGAUAGGUAUACACAAUAUGUCACUUGCGACCAGUGAUUGCCGACGAAAUCACCUUUGUGGAAUACAGCAAAGAUUCUUGACUUCAUCAAGAAUUAAGUGCACACCCUUUCUCCUCUAUAUAGCGAAAUAGACAGAACGAACUCAGAAAUGUCCAUCUCAAAAUCUUUCUAUAUUCAGUUCAGGGCUUUAUUCCACACACACAGUCACCACCAUGCAGGAGUAUUUUAUAUUUUUUUUAACAAAAACCAAGAAAAUGAAACAGAAAACAAUAAUUUGAAAUUGAAAUGAAGGGAGUCUAGAGGUAAACCUAUCGACUCUGCACAAUUUUUAAAAAUUCCAUUCCACAGUAAUUUAUAACAUUUCAAUCUUUGUAAUUUAGAUUUCGCUUUUUUGUCAGUAUUUAUUAAAACAGUUUUCCCAGAGGCAACGGUUAUACAAUACUGAAAACAGUUUUGGUGAGGGCAACCUCUAUACAUAAAUAUGGUCGCCAUAAAAGCAAAAUUCCAUUGUUCACAUUUCAUACAACUUUCAUCUGUCUGUUUUUAGGUGUAGGUGCAAUAAUGGAUAACUUAUUGACAGCCAAGAUAAACAUGUGCAUAGGAGAAUAUGUAUCAGGUUUAAAAAAAAAAAUCCACUCAGAAGAGUGAAAACUUACGAAUGAGA
Molecule: messenger RNA, 4149 nt
Organism: Acanthaster planci (crown-of-thorns starfish)
Lineage: Eukaryota; Metazoa; Echinodermata; Asteroidea; Valvatida; Acanthasteridae
Product: nardilysin-like
Biological process (GO): proteolysis
Molecular function (GO): metalloendopeptidase activity; metal ion binding
Source: RefSeq, a predicted model, not a curated record